Messenger RNA from Paramecium sonneborni, 2956 nucleotides. The record is from the annotation of a GenBank genome assembly. Lineage: Eukaryota; Ciliophora; Oligohymenophorea; Peniculida; Parameciidae.
AUGUUUACUGUCAUAAAUUCAAAGUUAGGACUAAGAAGAGGAGGAUUGUAAACAGCAACAUAAGCUUCAACUUCAGAGAUAAGGAGAGUAAAUACAUGAGAAGUAUUAUUUAGUAAAGAUAAACAGAAUUUAGAAAGAAGAUUAAAGAAACAAGGACAAAUGAUUUUAGAAAGAGGCCGUUAGGUUAGUUUGAAUUAUAUACAUUAAAUGAUAAAUUGGAGAAUUCUUCUGACGAGGAUGAAUUUCAAAAAUAAAAGAAAUAGAUAGAAAAGUUAGAACUGCCAUUUGAAUCAUUAUCUAGCACUCUUAGAACAACAACAAAGCCAAUUUUUAUUGAGAAGAAGAACUAUAAGUAAAAUUGAGUAAUUAAAGAAAAGGUAGGCGAUUGUUUAGAAAGUGAAAUCUAAAAUAUAGAGUUUCUUAAAAUUCAAAGAUACUAAUAGAAAUGUAAUUCAAAAUCAAAGUGAUACUUGGGUGUUUCAUGCAGAUGGUUAUGGUAAAUUAAUGUGGGACACAUUCUGUAUGUUAUUGAUAUUCUAUGAAAUAUUAAGUAUUCCAUUUAAAUUAAGCUUUGAUGUUGAAAUAAAUGCAACAUUAGAUUAAAUAAUAGAUAUAAUGUUUAUGUCUGAUAUCAUCAUUACAUUUAAUACUAGCAUAUAUAGAAAAGGAAUACCAAUCUAUAGCAGAAAAUAAAUAGUACUUAAUUACAUUAAACUAUGGUUUUGGAUUGAUCUAGCUGCAUCAUUUCCUUAUGAUGCUAUAAUUACUGCUUCAACUGGAAUCAGUGAAGAAGAGAGUAAUACGAUUGAAACUUCUAAAGAUGCUACUAAAUAUACACAAACUCUAUCUUUACUCAGACUAGUUAGAUUUAUGAGAUUUAUCAAAAUUAUUCGUUUGCUCAGAUUGGCUAAAUUGAAGGUAUUCUUUGAUAAAAUUGAAGAAGCUAUUUAAUUAAAUAUUAUGCUCUCUACUAUAGUAAGCUUUAUCAAACUUAGUGGAUUUGUAUUAUUUUGGUCUCAUUGGUUAGGAUGUAUCUUCCAUUACAUAGCUGUUAAUGAAGACACUACUGACAAUUGGCUUUAUUAUUAUGGAAUAUAUGAUGAAGAUUGGUCAGUUAAAUAUAUUAAUUCACUUUAUUGGGCUGUUACAACUAUGAAUACUGUUGGAUAUGGAGAUAUAUCACCAAGAACUCCUUUAGAAAGACUUUUCGGAAUCUUCUUUCUUAUGAUUGCUACUGUUGUCUUUUCAGUUACUCUUAAUAGCAUUGGCUCAUCACUAUAAGGAAUGGAAGAUAAAAAAGCAGAAAUCAGAAAGAAAUCUAAUCAAAUUUUAAAAUACAUGAAAAAACUUUAAAUACCUGUCCCAUUACAAAACAAAGUUAAAAAAUAUCUUACUUAUAUUUGGGAACAAGAAGCCAUCUUUAAUCUUGAACAUAUUACUGAUAAUCUAUCAUAUGCUCUCAAAUUUGAAUUUGAAAUAUAAGUAAAUGGUACUAUUCUUGGAUAUUGUCCUCCAUUAAGAAUUAACUUCUAAAAAACAUUCCUUAAGUAGGUUACCAAAACAUUCAAAUAAUUUACUGCUUUACCUGAAGAAUUUAUCUUUUUUGAAAAUGAAUCAAUUGCUACUGAAAAACAUCUUUAUUUCAUUUAGAGUGGCAAUAUUGAAAUUAUCUUAUAAAGAAAUACUCAGAAACUCAAUAAAUUAGAAUAAAAAGAUUAUUUUGGUGAAAUUGGAUUCUUUACUGGACUCUCUAGAACUGCUUCUGCAAGAAGUGUUAAUUAUUCAUCGCUUGUCUAUAUUGAUAAGACUUUAUUUACUCAAUUAUUAAAAUCCAAUUAAAUUGAUUUAGUAUCUUAUUAUUUAUAUUUUAGGAAAAAUUUCAUUAAAUCAAAGAUGAAAUUAUUUUCAAUAAAGCUUAUCAUCUUAUUAAUGUAUUUUGUUAUGGUUGUCUUAGAGAUGAUCAUACAGUUAUUGAUUGUCCAGAUAUGCAUUUUAUUGUUGAAUAAUAGCAAUAUUGUUAAUUUAAAACCAAUUUUUAAAAGAAAAUGCAAAGUCUAUAUGAAAGAAAUGAUAGAGUUUAUAUACAUGCACUUCGACAUAAAAAUAUUGUUAAAUUUGUAAUUGUUUAUUUUAUCUAUAUUCAAGACUGUAAAUUAAGUUUCUUCUAAUCUUGCUUAAAAAUUAAUGGCUUAAUAUGAUGAAUGCAAUUUGAUGGAGGAUAAUGAAAAUGGAUAAAUUAUCGAAGAAAAACUAGAACUCUAAUAGAAAUUUGCUUAACCUCCUAGAUUAGGUCCUUUUAAAUCAAGAUUUAGAGAAGAUAAAACUAAGUAUCGAAAAAUGAAAGCUUAUAUUACUGAAUAAGAAAUGAAGAUAAAAUCUUUAAAAGCUUAAUAAAUGAUAAGUUAAGAAAUUUUGAAAAGUAUGAUACAUUUUCAGUCUUAGAAUUUAGUAUUUUGAUCCAUUAGAAAACAUUUAAUUAAGAAGAGUAAAUCAUAUAAUGUGAAUUUCCUUAAACUAAAUGUGUAGCUACAUCGAUGAAAGUAAUUUCGAAAUUUAAAGAAGAAGAAGAGGAUGAUAAUUAAUAAUAUUCAGAUUAUUAGACUGUAUCUUCAUCUGAUUUUGAUGAUGAAGGAGAAGAUAAAUAAACAGAAAAAUUAACUUAUUAAGAAAUUAAGACUUAAAAUGAAAUAUUAGAUUAACUUUUAAAUGCUUAUAACUAAUAAUAGAAAGAAAAAGAAUAAAGAGAACAACAAAAUAAGGUAUAUUCAUUUUAAUUUUAUAAUAGUUAGAGUCUUAAUUUAUGUUAAUAAAUAAUUUUGAAGAGGGAGCUGAUUUUCAUAGCUAUUAUCCUAAAUAUAAUAAAGAAUAAAUGAUUUAUGAAUAUAAUAAAUUAAAAGAUAAUCAGAGAUUUCGCCCUAAUUUAGUGUAAUUUUAUGAGUAAUAUUUAAAAAUAUGA